UCAUAAAAACUGAGCAGAUAAGAGGGUCUAAAGGACGUGAGCUGGACUCAUGCUGAGCUAGUCUGUGCAGAACGAACAACUUGCUGGCGGUUAACUACACGAAUCAGAGACAAAUCUGAAAAAUAGCACGAUGAGAAGAUCUACACUGUGUGUUCUGUUGGUGGUUCUGGGAUUUGGAGGCGUCUCUGCUUUAACAGCGGGCCCACAAUGCACAGAUCCCAAAGACGAAGGAAAAGGAAAGGAAAAGUUGUUGAGAUAUUUCUAUGACCCUCAGUCACAGUUCUGUGUCCCCUUCUUCUAUAAAGGAGAAGGCGGGAAUCUCAACCGCUUCGACAGCGAUAAAAACUGUACGAAAGCUUGUUCUACAAGAGCCGACCAGAUCUACCCGAGUGACGAAAUGGCCUGUUCUCUGCCAAUGGACGAAGGCAACUGUUUCGCCAUGAUUCCAAAGUAUUAUUACAACAAAGAAGAGAAGGAGUGCCGUAUGUUCUUAUAUAGAGGCUGCCAAGGAAACGGCAACCGUUUUGAUUCCCGAGAUGAUUGCUACAAGCUGUGUCUCGCGAGAUCUGGACGGCUGUUGGGAGCUGCAGGCCAGUCAAACCCUGAUGAGAAGACUGUUAAUGCAGGGCUGAUUGUGGGUGUUCUGGGUGGAAUUGUUUUUGCUGGUGCCAUUAUUUCUGCUAUUGUGAUGUUUGUGCUCCAUAAGAAAAGCAAGAAGGCAGAAAGGAAGCCAGUGCCGACAUCUGAUAUCGAAAUGAAAUAGAUCACAACAUUUAUCUGUACAUACGUUCUUAGUGCUUUUUUACCCUUUAUACUAGUCAUGUUUGAGAAGUAACAGAACAAAUGGGCUAAACUGAUACAUAUAUAGUGUCCAUGAUAACAUUUUGACUAGAAGAGUUCAGCAGUUACAUACUAAAAGAAAUCCAUGUUUUGUUUCAUAUGACAGCAGAUAUCUGAUGUUUCAGUUUCAUAAAUGUACCUGAUUAAAUGUACUGUACUUAUUAAGAUGAUGUAUUGAUGUAACAAAAAAAAAGCCUUUCUGUGUUCUUUAUUGUUUUUUAAUGAGAAAUUGAUUUAAUACAAUAAAUCAAGAC
Megalobrama amblycephala (Wuchang bream) is the source of this 1094-nucleotide messenger RNA. RefSeq lists its product as uncharacterized. The record is from RefSeq and is a predicted model, not a curated record. The coding region runs from base 131 to 763 and encodes 210 amino acids. Gene Ontology annotation, molecular function: serine-type endopeptidase inhibitor activity. NCBI's taxonomy places the organism in Eukaryota, Metazoa, Chordata, Actinopteri, Cypriniformes, Xenocyprididae. The transcript has 6 exons.